Molecule: messenger RNA, 1628 nt
Organism: Daucus carota subsp. sativus
Lineage: Eukaryota; Viridiplantae; Streptophyta; Magnoliopsida; Apiales; Apiaceae
Exons: 1
Coding region: 285-1418 (377 amino acids)
Source: RefSeq, a predicted model, not a curated record
GGAAUAGAGUAGUAGACAGGUGCUUAGGGUUCUGCAUGAGUUGCUCAUAGACCAUCUAAGAGUCUGAUUAAAAUAUAUUCAGCCUUCCACGUGCUUCUGCCAUCUCUCUCCUCCUCCAUCUCUUUCAUUGCCUUCUUUCCCUGCUUGCUGCAUUUCCCAAUCUCAUUACUCCUGCUACUUCACUCCAUUCUCUCUCUCUUUCUCUCUCUCUCCAUUUUCAUGCUACAAAACCUCUACCAGCAACAAUCUCAAGAACUAAUCAAACACACUCUUGCUAAAACAUUAUGACUAUAGAAGUUAUUGAAGAAGAUUGUGGAGAUGGGAGCAUGAUAUGCACAAACCAUCCAUAUAAAAACAACACUCCUGGUGGGAUCUGUGCCUUUUGUCUACAAGAGAAACUUGGCAAACUUGUCUCUUCCUCUUUCCCCGUUACUAUCUUCCCUUCUGCUUCCUCUUCUCCUUCUCCAUCUUUUAGAUCUCACCAUAACUUCACCACCACUGCAUCCACAACUAUCCCUUCUUCAGCUUUAUCAAACACCCAAGAUGAGUGUCACCACAACUUCAACAUCUCCAAGAUUCCAUUUUUCCUCACUCACAAGAAGAAAAAGAAAGACUUGUCUUCAAACAUGGAGAAUCACAACAACAGCAAUGCCAUGAUUUUCAAGAGAAGCAAAUCAACAGUGACUCCAAGAAAAGGGGUGCAUUUCAAUGAAUUUGAAGAUUUCAGCGCCCGUAAAAAAAGCUUCUUCUCAUUCAGGCAUUUUAACAGAAACAUGGCGAGCAAGAAAGUUCCGGAGAUUAAGCAUAUUAGUUACCCAUCAUCUUCUUACUCUACAAACAUGGGGUUCUCGUCAACAUCUAGAGAGAUAAGUUUCAAGAAAGAAAAUGUGGUUGUAGUGGAAGAAAACGAGAGCCCAGAUCAAGUCUCAUUUGACCGGAAAGUUUCGAGAUCAAGAUCUGUUGGCUGUGGUAGUAGAAGCUUUUCCGGCGACUUUUUCGAGAGAAUAUCAACUGGGUUUGGCGACUGCAGUACCCUCCGGCGAGUAGAAUCCCAUAGAGAAGGUAAAUCAAGAAAUCGCCGGAGCUCCGGCGCCGGCAGUAAAGACAGUAUAAAAGAAAGAGUGAAAUGUGGUGGUUUAUUUAGUGGGUUUAUGCUGACUUCCUCUUCAAGUUCAUCUUCCUCGUCUUCUUACUGGGUUUCAUCAUCAAACGAAGAUAAUAAUCAUCCUGCUAACGUGAAAACUCCGGCGGCCGGAGCUUCCGUGGCGAAGGUGGCACAUGGGCGGAGCAAGAGUUGGGGCUGGGCUCUGGCAAGUCCAAUGAGGGCUUUCACUAAGCCUAGUGGCAGAAGAGAUGGAGCUAAAAAUGUGGGCCCAAACAUAGGUGCAAGCCCUUCUUUGUUGGCUUCAAGAAGCUAAGAAUUUCAAGAUUGUUGCACUUGGUAAUUUACCACUACAUAAAUCUACACUUUUGAUUCUCAAUAAGUUGUUUUCUCUUUGUUUGUGUAUGAUAUUCUAAAUCUUCGUUGACACAUAUAUUUAGUUUGAUCUCACUAUAAAUCAAUUUAGUUUUGUUGAUGAUUGUAGCAAAAUCUCUAGUUUGUAUGUAAUGUGCAUGUAUUUCAAUCA